Oreochromis niloticus (Nile tilapia) is the source of this 7017-nucleotide messenger RNA. RefSeq names its product anoctamin 2b (gene ano2b). Gene Ontology annotation, biological process: chloride transmembrane transport. Gene Ontology annotation, molecular function: protein dimerization activity; intracellularly calcium-gated chloride channel activity. Bases 451 to 3492 code for a protein of 1013 amino acids. Gene Ontology annotation, cellular component: plasma membrane. The record is from RefSeq and is a predicted model, not a curated record. NCBI's taxonomy places the organism in Eukaryota, Metazoa, Chordata, Actinopteri, Cichliformes, Cichlidae. The transcript is spliced from 25 exons.
GUGACUGUAGCAGCGUUUGUGUGUCCUGUAGAGCAGUACAGACAGUAUUGUUAUGCAGUCAAAAUAAUUAGAAAUUUCGUAAGCAAUUUGAGUAAUAGUCUAUAGACUUUGUACACAUGCAACAAACAGUUUUUGUAAUAGCAAGUGUAGCUGAAGCACAAGAACACCCGAGACAUUAGGAACAAUGCGCUGGAGUAAUUUACACCUUUACACAGGUGUCUGUUGAUUAGACCCAAGUCGGUCGGCGCUAUACUAACUCCGCUUUUCUUGGGAGUCCGCUCAGCAGCGACUUUUAAAGUUCACACGGAGUUUUGUGAACGAAGGUGGUGGAAUCUGAGAGUGAAGAUACGGCUCAAAGGGGAAAUAGGGUCUUUCAUCCAACAGGUGCAGCUAAUUAGCUUGAUAGAAAGAAACACCUUGAAUAAACUACACCGAUGAGCUAAUCUGGUCAUGGGAUCAACUUCAGGUCCUCAUGCCAUCGGAGAAGGCCUUUACUUCAGUGACGGCCGACGGAAAGUCGACUAUGUUCUGGUCUUUCAUCAGCGACGGCACACCUCCAUACGAUCUCCUGCUAGUGCCUCCGUUUCACAAGACCGGUUAUCUAUUGUUUCUAAUGGCAACUUUCCUUCAAUGGCGGCCUCAGAUGUGGCACCUGGUGGAGGUGGUGGUGGUGGUGGAGGCGGUGGCGGCAUUCCAGGAGGGGAGGGUGCAGGCGCCAGUGAGGUGUUCAUGGAGCUUGGAGGAGCAGGAGAUGGCGAGCCAAUGGAGCCCGGUGACCAUGAGAUGCGUCUAAUCAGGCAGGAGUUUGAGGCUAACCUAAUAGAGGCUGGUUUGGAGAUUGAGAGAGACAGAGAGUUAAAGAGCCAUGGCCCCAGCUUUACCAGAGUCCACGCACCAUGGCCAGUAUUAUGUCGAGAGGCCGAGUUUCUCAAGAUUAGAGUCCCCACCAAGACGAGUUAUGAGCUCAAAGAGGAAACUGGAUUCGGCUCCAGUAUGAGCACAGUGUGGAGAACGCUGACCAAGCCUUUCCAGCCUAAAGUACCACAUCAAGAUCAUGGACGCACCAAAUUUCUUUCACACUGCUUCUCCAGGGACAAGCUACACUUGUACAACAUCACAUCUAAAGACACUUUCUUUGACAAUGCUACAAGGGGCAGAAUAGUUUAUGAGAUCCUGAGACGGACGGUGUGUGCACGAACCUGUCAAACCAUAGGCAUCAGCACAUUGAUAGCUAAAGGCGUGUAUGACGCUGCCUUCCCUCUUCACGAUGGUGACUACAAGGUCAUCGGACACCUGGAGGAGAGGAACGACAGACAGGUUCUGCAUGAAGAGUGGGCUAGAUACUCAGCCUUUUACAAGUACCAACCCAUUGAUCUAGUCAGGAAGUACUUUGGCGAGAAGAUCGGCCUUUACUUUGCAUGGCUCGGCGUGUACACCCAGCUGCUUGUACCAGCUUCCAUAGUGGGUAUCAUUGUGUUUGGCUAUGGAGUGGCGACAAUGGACACUAAUAUACCAAGUCUGGAGAUGUGUGACCAGCGUCUCAAUUUCACCAUGUGUCCUCUGUGUGACCAAGCAUGUGACUUCUGGCAUCUCAGCACUGCCUGUGGAACCGCCAAAGCUUCACACCUCUUCGAUAACCCUGCUACUGUCUUCUUUGCCAUCUUCAUGUCUCUAUGGGCGGUGCUAUUUCUGGAACAGUGGAAGCGACGUCAGAUCAGUCUGAGCUUCAGCUGGGACUUGACAGGCAUUGAGGAGGACGAGGAACACCCCAGGCCAAGAUACGAGACCAUCCUGCUGCAGAAAAGACAGAAGAAGCAGAACAAUAAGAAAAAGAAGAAGAAAAAGAAUGAGCCAGCAAAGCAGGAGGACGGGACAGUGACAGGGAAGGACAGAUGGAGACAAAAACUACUGUCAGCCAUGUCUGCAGGAAUACCGUCUCCUAUAGAGAAGCUGACCUGGAAAGAUCGCCUUCCUGGAUACUUGAUCAAUGUAUCCUCUAUCCUCUUCAUGUUUGCGCUGACAUUUUCUGCAGUUUUCGGCGUCAUCAUUUACCGCAUCACAGUCUCUGCGAUCAUGGCGAUGAGCCCUGACCCGGAGAUCAGGCACAAUGUUCGGGUGACAGUCACUGCCACUGCAGUCAUCAUCAACCUCGUGGUUAUCUUGAUUCUGGAUGAAAUCUACGGUGCUGUGGCAGUGUGGUUAACUGAGCUAGAGAUUCCUAAAACAGAAACCAACUUUGAAGAACGGCUCAUCCUGAAAGCCUUCUUACUCAAGUUUAUGAACGCAUAUGCUCCCAUCUUUUACGUGGCUUUCUUCAAGGGACGGUUUGCAGGACGCCCGGGAAAUUAUGUGUAUGUGUUUAAUGAUUUUCGGAUGGAGGAGUGUGCUCCAGGAGGGUGCCUCAUUGAGUUGUGCAUUCAGCUCAGCAUCAUCAUGUUGGGGAAGCAACUAAUCCAGAACAACAUCUUUGAGAUUGGCAUCCCGAAAUUGAAGAAAUUGGUUCGUACAUUAAAGGAAAAAGAAACGACAACAAAGGUGAGGGAGGAAGAGAAGCCACCUCAGCAGUGGAACCUGGACUAUGCCCUGGCUCCCUUUGAAGGCCUCACUCCAGAAUACAUGGAGAUGAUCAUCCAGUUUGGUUUCGUCUCUCUGUUCGUGGCUUCUUUCCCGCUGGCUCCUCUCUUUGCUCUGCUGAACAAUAUCAUUGAGAUCAGAUUGGAUGCCAAGAAGUUUGUUACAGAGCUGCGCAGGCCAGUCGCAGCACGAGCUAAAGACAUUGGCAUUUGGUACAAUGUACUAAGCGGAAUGGGCAAGUUCUCAGUCAUUAUAAAUGCCUUUGUGAUCUCCUUUACGUCAGACUUCAUCCCUAGGCUCGUCUACGAGUACAUGUACAGUCCGACGGGCACCAUGCACGGCUUCAUUGACCACACGCUGUCCUACUUCAACGUGUCCGAUUUAAAACCUGGCACAGCACCACAGAACUCUGAGCUUGGAAACAUAACUUUAUGCCGGUAUAAAGACUACAGGGAACCCCCAUGGUCUCCAGACGCGUACCAGUUCUCCAAACAGUACUGGUGUGUCCUGGCUGCAAGGCUUGCCUUCGUCAUUCUGUUCCAGAACCUGGUGAUGUUCCUCAGCCUCGUGGUUGCCUGGGUGAUUCCUGAUGUUCCCAAAACCAUCGUGGAGCAGCUCAAAAGGGAAAAGAAGCUCCUGGUUGAUGUCUUUUUACAGGAGGAGAAGGAGAAAUUACAACUCAUCCAGAGCCUGUUUGCAAAGGAUGCCACCCUCCACCCCAGCGGCAACACGCUCCCCCCAGGGCAGGAUCUGCCGAUCCCGGGCCGCUACAGUACUUUACCAUCGGGGCCCACAGCUGGAGAUGGAGGAGGAGGGCCGAGGGCAAGAUGCAGGGCAGCCAGUUUCAGCCAGUUCAACAGGAAUAUUGCCUCCUCGCCCAUGAAGGAAAACGAGAAUUCAAAACACACAGCGGUGUGAGAUGAAACACACAUUACGGGGGUGCUUCAGCUGGUUCUAUGGAUUGUCACUCGGGUGACUGAGUCCAUGUAUGUCUUUUCUGUGUCUUUUGUGUCCCGGUAUGUGUGGCUUACCUUUUGAACAUAAAGUUUAAAUUCUCUGAUAUGUGAGUGGUUGACUCUGCAAUGUUCACAUUGAUUGACUACGUGGGUGUGAGCGUGUGUGUGUGUAUGUAUGUGUUGUUCCUACUCUCACUGACUGUUCACCUGAAAGAGUUGUCGUUUUUACUUUUUGGUCAAAAUAGUGAGGCAUACUAGCUUCAUAGCGUAGAGAAGCAAUAAUCAUCAUGUUAGGUUAAACAACUAAAUGUUGCAGGAACCUGGAAGAGACUGGAGAUGAAGAGAGGACUAUGAACUAAUGGGUAGUCUUAAUAAGCAUUUAACCAACAUGAUUAAACUGACGGACAUUGUGGCUCCUCAGUAGGGCUGUCAAUAGUUUCCUGCUUUAUGUGCUUAUGCUAUUCAUGUAUUUUUGUUUACAGAAUUUGUAGCAGUUGAAAAAUACCACAUUUUCUGUACUCUUCUCUUUAGAAUUCAGGAAUACACUUUGAACCCUUUUUUUCAUAAUUCACUAAAAUUGCCACUAAAGACUCAGCUGCUGGUCAUUGUUUCUCUUUACCGUACCCUGAGUUUAAAAUGAUGGAAAAAUGCUAAUGUGACAAACCAUUUGUAUGGCACUCAUUUCAGUUGAAGCUGUCGUGACAACUUUCAGCUGACUGUUGAAUGACUUUAAUAACUUGUGAAUGCAAAGGAAAAGCCAUCUCUUUUAUAGACUGAGUCAGGUGAAAAGGAUCACAUUGUGUCUUAUUGACAGCGAAUCAAAAAGCAUUAGCUGUCCUUUAUUAUAAAAUACCUGACAGUGUACCUUGACAUUCCUUAAGGUAAGUAAUCAAUCUGAGCCCCUUCUGCUUAAACUGAAGACCUUAACGUGGACCUAACAUCCCCAUUUAAUGGAAAUCUUCAGCUUGACACACAAACAGAUUUCUUUGAUUGCGGUUAAAUCACGUUUUGUUUUUUAAUUAGCUUGUUAGCUAGCUAAUAUGUAAAAUGUUAACCCCUAAGGUCCCUGUAUUAUGAAGGCAGUUCCAUUCUCACAGUUACAUGCAAUGGUAACUUAUGUUGUAACUUAUGCAGCAGACCUAAUCUGCUGCGGCGCAGAUUAUACUCAAGAUUAAAUAUGAACUGCCUGCUGACCAAUCAGUUCUCUGGAAAAUAAUAUCCCUCUGACUUUGGCAGGAAACUGUUUUACAACAAAUUACUCUACUUCUUUUAAAACAGGGCACUCAUUCGUGUUUGUAGACCUAAUAUCAAAUUGGCGUGUACCUUUGAAUUUUGUUUUUAUAUUUAUUCUAUUUACUCAUUCAAAUAGCAACAUGACUGCAACUGAAAUAAUGAAAACUGAAAUUUUCUGAUGCACUUUCAGACCAAUAGAGCGGUGAUAUUGGUAAGCCUGUUAACUUAUUCCAUACAAUCAGCAUUUUUGCUAGCUUUCCUUAUUGACUUUAAAUAUGCCCAAUUUUAUUAACAUAAAAGGUAUUCACAGAUUUUACUGACCAAAGCAAUUCAAAAAGAGACACAUUUAUACGGCGGUUUUCCCCUCUCAGUCAUUCUCUCACUGUUGUAUUAUUCUAAUAUGAUAGUUAUGUCUUCCAGAUGCUCUGCUGCCAGUAGAAUUUUCCAUGUUUGUGAUUGGUCAGAUGAUGCCAGCACCAACCUUUUCAUGUGAAUGUGCUCUUAGCCAGAUUGAUGAACCCUGGGUUAAAAUAUCCUGACAUCCCAGGUACAUCAAACUUGCUUUGUAGUAAAGACCCCAGGUCUGUUGGUGUGUAGUAGUGUGUAGUUAAAUGACAUACAGAUUAAAACAGCUUUUGCAUGUUAUUCGAAAAUUAAAUUCUAAGAAAUGUAAGCUGUGAUCAUAUUGUAGCUAAUGUACAUGAAAUGGCAUAAAACAGCUUCUCAGCAGGCAGUUCCUUGGCAGUCAUUGAUCUUCUCUUGGAAGUCGAUGUUCAUCGAUGUACCUACUGAAACAGUCCAUAGCUAUGUAGCCUACAAAUGUUAAUUUAACAGAUGGUCUCCAAACAAGCCCACUUGUUGAUGGUGUAGAAUUUGUGAUUUUAGAAAAUUUGUCCCUUUAUAACAUCCAGUAUCUGGCAAGACCUUAAGCUGUUAAGCUACUUUCUUUUAUUCAGACAAUGUUAAUGUGAUGUGCAUAUCAUACUGGAGUAAAUAAGUUCCCAUCAUGAAUUAGCGCUCAGUCAUAACCAAAUCUGAGAAGGCUGAAUUUGCAAAGAGGUGUUAAAAUUAAAUCGACAAAGGUACACUGAACACAACAUUUUUAAACAUCACACAUCCAUAUCAGCAUUAUUGCUAUCUGAUAUUACAACAGUUAAUACUGUUGUCAGCAAACAAUUUGAGUGUGCAAAAAAUGCAGCUAAGAUUAGUUUUUAUUUGGAUUUCUUCAUGUUUAGCCUUUAGGACCCUAAUGGAUGACAAGCCAGCUGUUAUCCAAUAAAGGCAAGUAUCAGUGAGAGAGGCUGAUGACAGACCUACAAAAGUCCUGUGCCCUAUAGAUGAAAAAUGUAAAGGCUAUGGUUAGUGGAGUUUUUUUGUUUUGUUUUUUUAAACAUGUUUUUUUUUUUUUUUUUUUUUUUUAAAGGGUGAAUGCAUCAUGUACUGUAGUCUGAAUACUUUCAGUAUUGAUGAAUCCCCGCAAGACUGCAUCUUCUUUUUAAAUUCUUGAAUUGAUGAAGCUUAUUAGCUUAGCUUGGUAACUUAUUUGUUACCACCUAUGAAAUUCAGCUCCUGUACACUUGGUGCUGUGUUCAUCCUACAUUACAGAAGGAGGUCUGUCAUGAGGUAUGUUAAAUAUCUAUUUUGUCACAGUAAUUGUGAUCAGUCUGUGUUUCAUAAAAUGAAAUAGACUUGGUAUUUCCAGUAGGAGUAGACCCACAAGCUACUAUAAACUAUUUGUAGGUGUCACGAGAUAUUAGACUGCUCAAUUAACCAAAACUGCUUCAAUUCAUGCCCUCUUGGAAAAAAAUAAUACGGAGGGAAAGUGUUGUUAAUUUUAAUCUUCACAUAUUUAACAGUGUGGAAGAAUCACUCCUGCUGCUAAUGUGUAUUGCUGGCCAACUGCAUAUUGUAUACUUUUCAAGGAUGUGUGAUGGGACAGCGAAUCUUCACUGGAAUGAAAGGGCACUUUCUUGACACUCGAUAUCUAUUUCUUGUAAUAAUGUUAAUAUGCCGACAUGCUGUAAACCUUCAGUGCUGUUUCAGAGGCCUUGUAACUGCUCUUUACUUUGCAUUUGUCACAUCAUCUGCCCAUCUAAUACUCAGUGACAGACUGUUAACUUUAUUUGUAUCGAAUUUAGGAAGUUGUAAUUAAGAUCUAUUUGUUAAACGACUUUGUUGUUCAAAAAUGUUGGUCCUACCUUAAGAUGGUGUACAAAUUCCUAAAUACAGAAUUGUUAGAUGGAUUGGUUCUUCA